This is a messenger RNA of Aureobasidium melanogenum CBS 110374, 915 nucleotides long. RefSeq names its product SYF2-domain-containing protein. Gene Ontology annotation, cellular component: catalytic step 2 spliceosome; post-mRNA release spliceosomal complex; Prp19 complex. The transcript is spliced from 2 exons. The record is from RefSeq and is a predicted model, not a curated record. Lineage: Eukaryota; Fungi; Ascomycota; Dothideomycetes; Dothideales; Saccotheciaceae. Bases 1 to 915 code for a protein of 304 amino acids.
AUGUCAUCAACACUCAAGCGCAAGCCCUCUCCCUCUGAAGACGAAUCGCUGGCCGAAUCAUCCAAGCGCCGCUUCACCGAAACCACCAUUGAUGAACCCACACCAUCACAAGACAACGAUACAACCGCCUCGUCAGCAGCACCCACACCCACAUCAGCAACAGACUCGACAACAAGUACAUCCCAAGCCGACCGCUUAGCUCGCUUCGCUGCCCUCCGCAACAGAAACAAGACCUCACGCGACGACAACCGCAAAGCCACAACUCUAGAAGUCUCUCGCGCAUCCGCCGAUCCGGCUGCCCUAGCCUCCCUCUCCCGCCGCAAAGAACGCGCAUCUGAAAAACUGUUACAAGCGCAAACCCUCGAAGACGGCGAAGACUGGGAUCGCAAACGCGCCUGGGACUGGACGGCUGAAGAAUCCGCUGCCUGGGACAAGAAACUCGCAAAGAAAAAGUCAAACCGCGAUAAUGUCGCUUUCCAAGAUUACAGUCAAGAUGCGAAUAAAAUUUACAAACGUCAAGUCAAGGAGAUGAAUCCAGAUGUUUCAAACUACGAAGCUGAGAAAAUGGCUGCGGUGGAAAGGGCUGCGCAAUCAGGAGGUUUGGAGAUUGUAGAGACGGAAGAUGGAGAGUUGAUUGCUGUGGACAAGGAUGGCAGUUUCUACAGCACAAAGGACUCGACUGAUUUUGUGGGGAACAAGCCUAGUAAAGAGAAGAUUGAUAAGUUGGUUGGUCAGAUACAGAAGGCUGAGGAGAUCCGAUUGAAGAAGAGGAGGGAGAGGAAUGGCAAGGAGGAGGAUGGCGAUGUCACGUACAUCAACGACAAGAACAAGCAGUUCAAUCAAAAACUGGCGAGGUUCUACAACAAAUAUACAUCCGAGAUCAGGGACAGCUUUGAAAGAGGUACUGCUAUUUGA